Zingiber officinale is the source of this 2058-nucleotide messenger RNA. Its product is annotated as ferrochelatase-1, chloroplastic-like. Lineage: Eukaryota; Viridiplantae; Streptophyta; Magnoliopsida; Zingiberales; Zingiberaceae. Gene Ontology annotation, molecular function: protoporphyrin ferrochelatase activity. The record is from RefSeq and is a predicted model, not a curated record. The transcript is spliced from 11 exons. Bases 231 to 1616 code for a protein of 461 amino acids. Gene Ontology annotation, biological process: heme biosynthetic process.
AACGGGAGAGUAGGCUUUUUUUUCCGGUAGCCUAAUUUGACCGCAAGGAAGCAACCACGCACUUGCUCCCGUUACCUUUCCAGGCACCUCUCUCGGUGCGGUCGCCUACUCGCUAGUCGCUCCCUUCUCGCUCUCCGAUCCAGCGAUCCACUGCUAACCCUAUUCCAUCUGAAGUUUUUGGAGUUUUGAUCGAUUGAAAGACGGAAUUUUGAUUGAUCUGCGCUUGACGUAUGGAAGCUCUGAAUUCUGCGGUUGCUCAAACCAACAUCCUAGAACUUAGGAAUCGGAGCAGUGUUUCUAAACAUUUGCUCAGGAGAAGUACUUCGUUAUCAUGUGCCAAGUUCACUUCUAAUUUCCCUAACUAUGGUCUUCAGAAAAUUGUCAAGAAACACAACCAUGCCGGAAGUAUAAAAUGUUCCACUGAGGCAUAUCUUCAUGAUCUGAAUUUCCCCAAACUUGCUUCAAGUACUGCUGAAGAAAAGGUCGGUGUGUUACUGUUGAACCUUGGUGGUCCAGAGACUCUUAAUGAUGUUCAACCAUUCCUGUAUAAUUUAUUUGCUGAUCCAGAUAUAAUACGACUUCCUAGGUUAUUUCGGUUUCUCCAACGACCUCUGGCCAAGCUGAUUUCAGUUGUCAGAGCUCCAAAAAGUAAGGAGGGUUAUGCUGCUAUUGGUGGUGGGUCACCUUUAAGGAGGAUAACUGAUGAGCAGGCAGAAGCACUAAAAUUGGCUCUCAAAGACAAGAAUCUGAAUGCCAAUGUGUACGUUGGCAUGAGAUACUGGAAGCCUUUUACUGAGGAAGCUCUUCAUCAGAUAAAGAAGGACAGGAUAACAAAGCUUGUUGUACUUCCUCUUUACCCUCAGUUCUCCAUAUCUACUAGUGGCUCUAGCAUCCGCGUACUACAGAGCAUUAUCAGGGAAGAUGAUUAUUUUUCAAGACUACCAAUAUCUAUUAUCGAAUCAUGGUAUCAACGUGAAGGUUACAUCAAGUCAAUGUCUGAAUUGAUAGAAAUUGAACUGCAGAAGUUUACUAAGCCUGAAGAGGUCAUGAUAUUCUUCAGUGCACAUGGAGUUCCACUCAGUUAUGUCAAGGAUGCAGGUGAUCCAUACAGGGAUCAGAUGGAGGAUUGUAUCACCUUGAUCAUGGCCGAAUUAAAAUCACGAGGAAUCAACAAUACACACACUCUAGCUUAUCAGAGUCGAGUUGGUCCUGUUCAGUGGUUAAAACCAUAUACCGAUGAGGUCAUAGUCGAGCUUGGUCAGAAAGGUGUAAAGAGCCUUCUUGCAAUCCCUAUAAGCUUUGUCAGUGAGCAUAUUGAAACUCUUGAAGAGAUUGACAUGGAGUACAAACACUUAGCUCUCGAAUCAGGCAUUGAGAACUGGGGCAGAGUGCCAGCUCUGGGUUGCACCUCUUCCUUCAUCUCUGAUCUUGCAGAUGCUGUUGUUGAAGCUCUUCCUUCUGCUUCAAUCUUGGAUGCAAAGAAUAGUUCCGCUCCAACCGAGACUGAGAUAGAUCCUCUGCAAUAUGCGAUCAGCUUUCUUUUUGGCUCAUUCUUUGCACUUUUUUUGUUGUUGUCUCCUAGGGUCCUUUCUGCAUUUAGGAAUUCCCUCUUCUAAUGCACCAUUUUUGGCCAAAUAUACACCAAGGAUUCUGUUGAACCCCCCAAGUCGUCACUGAAAAUGAUGGCUUCAAAGCACAUGGUUUGAUCGUCCUCAAAUAUUAUUAGCAUGCAUAAAGUCUAGCAUUAGAUUCAUGUAACUGCCUUGAACUCGUAACACAACUCGAUAUGAUUCUAUACCUGUCAGAGCUCACAAAAUUUAGUAUCUACAUCAAAAUGAUUUUCUACAUCAGUCACUGUGAUCAUGUGAUCAGAUACCUUCGUUGAGCUAUGAUUGUCCUUCAAAAUAAUGUUGGAUACCAUUUGUUGGGAUUAAAAUUGUAUUUUUUUGAUCAAAUUUAAAAUAUUUAGAUCAAAAUUAUUACAUCUUUUUAUUAAGAAAUACAAUAGAAUGUAUUUUUUUCUCUAUAUUGUUAUAAAUAUAGCGUCUUUUAUCCAUA